GAUUCGGAUUUCCUCUUAAAUCAGGAGUGUGACAAGGACUCUUUGAUUAUUUAUUGUGCAUUCCUCAUCACUGGUGCCAUUUUCAUAAACUUGUUAUUAAUAACAAAUAUUCAAUAACAGUUAGAGGUGAUGAUAAUUGGCCUUCGUCAGAAUGAGGUAUCUCCGUAAGUUGACAAGCGGGAAAAUCCUUGCUCUCUCCGCUUCUAUAGGACUUUGCAUCUACGUCCUUCUUCUUCUGUCAUCCAAUCAGCACGCUAGCUUUGGGUCACGUGACGGCCUGUGGACUCAGCGAGAAUUCAACGCAGAAGGGUGGCUAGACCAUCUUCACCCUCAGCCGAUUAUCCAUCGCUCCAAAAAUCGCCUCGACGAGUCCAAUACUAAGAAUGACGUCAUCUAUGACGCAGGCGACGAAGACAGAGAAUUUUCGGUCAGCGGAGACAACGCGGGCGAAGACGAAUCCUCCUACCCGGUUUUCUCUCAUCCGUUCGGGCAUCCGGCUCCGGCCGUUCGUCGGAUAUAUCCCAAGGACCGGAGCAAGUCUAAAAUCGCCUUCAAACCGGUGUACGAAUCUACCCCGGAUCGUAAGCGGGUAGGCACGAUAUCUAUCAGAGACGAUCCUUUUGGUGCUAGAAUGGUUGAGGAGAAGCGAACAGAUCACUCGACAGAUGACCAAAGAACGUGCAAGCCCCAAUCAAAUAUAGUUUAUGUAAAGACUCAUAAAACAGGUAGCUCGACGCUACAGAAUAUUAUAUACCGUUAUGGGGAUGAGAGGAGGUUGACCUUUGCACUCCCGUCACGUGGUGUUUACAUCCAAUCAGUGCGCGAGUUUGAACCAAACAGUAUCUUGCCAGUACGUCAGGGAAAAUCAUACAACAUUAUGGCCAACCAUCAGAGAUUCUUUUAUGAGAGCAUAAAAGAUGUGAUGCCGCCGGAUACCAAAUACAUCACGAUUAUCCGGAAGUCCGCCGAUCAGUUCCGGAGCAUGUAUUCUUACUUCGUAAUGGAGAAUACGUACAUGGCUACGUUGGAACAGUACUCACUCAAUCCGGAAUUCUUCUACAACAAAUACGGAUCUGUUAAAUACAAACGUCACAAUGGAAGGGACCCGAUGCUCUUUGACCUCGGGAUGGAGCGUAGUUUCAGCGAGAACCCUAAGCUGGUCCAGGACUACAUCCAGUUCCUGGACUCGAAAUUCCAUUUGGUCCUAAUCAUGGAAUACUUCUUCGAGUCGUUGAUUCUACUGAAGAAUCUGUUCUGUUGGGAUAUGCGCAGUCUUGUACACGUACAUAACAAGAUUAAAGUUUCGCUGGACCCACAUUCUGCAGCGCAGUCUAUUGAUGACGAGAGAGCAGCGGAAUAUGUAGUGAAGCGUCUGGAUUGGUGGAACAGAGGAGAUGUGAAGCUUUAUAAGCACUUUAAUAGAACUCUAUGGGAGAAGAUUGACGCGUAUGGAAGGGCGAAAAUGGACGCGGAGGUGGCAGAAUUAAAAGUCAUGUGCGACAAAGUGAAAGAUCAGUGUAUGGACGGGACGAGUGUCCGCGAGAUCUCGCGAGGUUCAAUGAAAGAUACGGGUCUCGCGGAGUACGUGGUUAAACGAAGUCAAAUGAGAAACAGUACGUGCAGACGACUUGCAAUGACAUCGAAAGAAUUCUUAUCACAUCUCAGAACAAAGCAUAUAAAUAGUUUCCGACAUGGAAAUUGAAAAUAGCGCCACGUUGAAAUGAUAUUAAAGCUUAUUAUUAUUAUUAUAUUUCUUUUCUCUACCUGAUUGAUUGAUUAAUUGAAAGACACCUUACUUCAGUAAACCAGAAUUGGACAGUGCAUUUGCUUACUCUGCAUAAACGCCUCUCAUCUCAUAAAUACUUUGUUAAUACAAUUAUGCUACUAGAUUCCUACAAUUCGUGUUAAAGUUCAUUCUAAUAUUUAAUUAGAAGUCAAAUUAUGUAACACUGUCAGCCUAACUCUUUAUUAAACCUGUCAUAAAUUAGAGCAAACUAAAUUAUCAUGGCCUAAUUUUUGAAAAACAUGAUUAUGUUGCUGCAUUGUUGGGUAGUGCAACUAUGGCCAUGAUAUGUAUAUAUAUAUCUGCCCAUACUCCUCUGGGGGUUUCUAGAAACAAGCGUUCAACAGUUUUGUGAAUUGUUUAUGGAAAAGAUGAGGUAAUACGCGCUUGUGAGUCCUUUUCAAGAUACACCAUAUCGGAGUAGAAGAAGGGUCCACUGCAAAGUGCCUGUGAAUUUGAGCACAACUGAAUAAAUUCAAAUUGAUUAUAAUUUUCCCCACCACUGUGAGCGAGUUUCUUCUACAGACCGACCUUUAUCGUUUUAAAAUACCUUCUUCGAAGGGGCUGCGAAACGGUUUUGAAAGGGGGCUGAGCCAAAAGUGUGUGUGUGUGUGUAUGGGGACUAUUAUGAAAUCGAAUUAGAUGGUCAUUUCUACGAUUUUGUUCAGGUUUAUCAGUUUAUUGAUAAAAUAUUGAGGCGACACACGUUAAAAAUAUUGGGUAGAAAUGCUCCAUGAGGGUAAUUAUGUGUCCAAGCAACAUUUAGCAUUUUUUGGGGGCUUUUUUAUUUAUCCAGUGUGAUGAAAAUUUUGCCCAUUCUAAAGUUAUUGCUGUUAAUUUGUUAACCUUACUGGAUAAUAUGCUUCCCGCAUUGGGUAAAAUACUGCCCCAAAUUGGUUGGGCACAUAUUUUCCCUCGUGCUGGUUAACAUUUUACCCAAUAUUAUAUUUUACAGUGCAGGUGGUUGAUGCCUCUCCUGCACCCCUGCUUUGCUCCCUCAAAAUAAUCAUCUCGAUCAGUAUUUUCGGUGGCUCCCUUCUUCCUCCAUUUUGCCGUCCUGUUUCUUAUUUGCUGCAUUAGAUCAGGUAUGUUUAAAAAACAUAGUCAAUGUUUAACUAAGUCAAUAGGCCUAUGCCUUAUACCUUCUUAUGAAUACUAAUGUAUUCCAUAUUUUCCUUGGAAUACAGUUUUCAUCAGAAGGAGCUCAUCAAAUCAGUAAAUGCUUUCCAAAUGUUGCAAUGAAUGAAUAAAAUUAUUUCACAUUAUAUUUGUUUCUAUCUG
Molecule: messenger RNA, 3064 nt
Organism: Lytechinus pictus (painted urchin)
Lineage: Eukaryota; Metazoa; Echinodermata; Echinoidea; Temnopleuroida; Toxopneustidae
Product: galactosylceramide sulfotransferase-like
Exons: 4
Coding region: 152-1702 (516 amino acids)
Biological process (GO): glycolipid biosynthetic process
Cellular component (GO): membrane
Molecular function (GO): galactosylceramide sulfotransferase activity
Source: RefSeq, a predicted model, not a curated record